This is a messenger RNA of Lachancea sp. 'fantastica', 2064 nucleotides long. Lineage: Eukaryota; Fungi; Ascomycota; Saccharomycetes; Saccharomycetales; Saccharomycetaceae. The record is from the annotation of a GenBank genome assembly.
AUGCCAAAGAGAAUACUGGGCCUCAGCUGGAAGCGACCCGAAAGCAAUGACGAAGCUGCAGAUGAAGAUUUGCUCAAUGUACGAACAUCAUCGGGUACUUCAUCCUCAUCCCGGACUGCAGAAGAUGAGGACGUGAAUACGACAAACAUGAGCAAAAGCGAUGAUUAUUCUAGUAGAGUCUCGUCUUCAAUCCAGUCUUCCUCGGUUUUCUCCAAAAGUCGUCAGACUCAUCGUACUGGAGCGUCUUCCAUGCACACGGGUAGCACACAAGAUAGUGGUGCCAAAUUGCCCGGUAAAAGAGAUGCAGAAAACAUGGGAAAGCCCUUACGGGUGCUGGAAUUUGGCAAGUUAGGAUCGCUUAAACCGGUUUCUGAGGAGGAAGAUCCUUUCGUGACAAGCGGUGCGUUUUUGGAUGAAUACUCAUCUGGCCGCACUGGAAAUCCUACCGUCACAACUUCGUCGAAAAAGGAUAAUUCAGUACUGAGUAUGGAACAUUUCGACAGAGCUCUGGAAGGUCUGGAUGAGAAUCUGGUCGGGCUCAUGCAUGAUAUCCACCAAAAUGUCACGAAUGUUUCAAAGGCCGUGAUACAGGCAGCAGAAUUCUUCAAGGAUUUCUUGCCCGACGUUUCUGCCGCUAAACUCCCGUAUCGUAUCUCUUGUAGCAAAAGUCCUACCCUGAGACGUAUAACAAAGAUUGUUCUGCAUUUUGUUGACAACUUGCUUUUCUCCGAGGUAUUCAACAACUCCAGAGCUAUAAUAAUAAAGCGCUUCAUGAGUUUUCUUAAGAAGAUCAACAUUCCACUAGAAGAAAGCUCGGAACUACACGCUUUGCCCCAUCCAAGAAACUUUUGCAUUGACGCCGAAUGUGACCUGCCGAGAAAAGCCAAGCUUGCCUCCAUUAUGGAUAAGCUAGCCAUGACAGAUUCUGCUAAGAUCUCAGAUCAAGACGGUGCUUUCAUCGCGCCAGUGUUGAGGGGCCUCGACCAGUCGUCAGCUGUCCUAACCCUCGCGUUUGGCCUGCCGGACCCUCAACAAGAGCACUUCGAUAUGAUCAAAACGUUAUACUCUUUAUUUCCAGAUGUGCAUUUUUACUGUGUUAAAGAUUACAUCACAACUUGUGCGGAUGUCAUAAAUCCUGGGACAAAGGCCCCACAGCCAAUGGAGGCAACAGCUACUUCACAAUUCCAUCCUCCAUACCGUCUUCCAUCAGAUGUGAAUUCACCGCCCAUUUCCAUGUCGAUUUCGUCUCAGGAUAGCGAAAAGAUUACGGGCACACUCGGGGGCUACGUUUAUCCUCAGAUAGACGAAAACGAUACUUCUUUGGCACAAUAUUCGGGGUCUACUUUCGCUAUGGCCUGUGCUCAUGUAGCACUGGCGGAAUCUCAUGACUACCCAUACGUAUCUGUGCCAUCCGCUGUAUUGCAGAAACAGUAUAAGACCGCUAUUUUGGAGGAAGCUCAACGUUACGCCUCUAAAUCUGUUGAAAAAGCUGCCUUUGACCAAGAAGCGGCAAGGAUUGAUCAGAACCUAGAUUGGCAGCGAGAAAACAGUUUUGGGCAGGUAGUUUGGGGCGAGCGGUCUGUUAUUGAUCAAAAACUUUCGGAUUUUACCAUCAUAAAGGUGAGCUCUGACGUUCAAUGCGCUAAUUUUCUUGGCGACGAUGUAAGUUCGAUGGCAAACCCGUUUUUAAGAUUCCAGAACCUGUACGUGAAAGAUAAGGUACUCAAGUUGAAACCAGGAAUGGAGGUUUUCAAGGUUGGUGCAACAACAAAUUUUACAAGAGGACAGGUCAACGGGUCUAAGCUCAUAUAUUGGGCAGACGGUAAGUUGAGAAGCAGUGAGUUUGUUGUAGCUUCUCCGACUCCUAUGUUCGCGGCUGGCGGCGAUUCUGGUGCCUGGAUACUCACGAAGCUAACCACGAGGCUGGGACUGGGAGUGGUGGGAAUGCUGCACUCUUACGACGGCGAACAGCGCCAAUUUGGGCUUUUCACUCCGAUCGUUGACAUUUUGGAUAGACUACACAAAGUGACAGGCGUUUCUUGGGAUAUUAACAGGCCCAAAUAA